Molecule: messenger RNA, 1895 nt
Organism: Pecten maximus
Lineage: Eukaryota; Metazoa; Mollusca; Bivalvia; Pectinida; Pectinidae
Product: renalase-like
Cellular component (GO): extracellular region
Molecular function (GO): oxidoreductase activity, acting on NAD(P)H
Source: RefSeq, a predicted model, not a curated record
AGAAACAGAAACCGGAACACGCGGGUUAACACAACGAAGGUUGCAUAAGUGCCCGUUUUCCUACAUGUGACUUCCCGGCCUUUCCUCAUCAUGAUAAAAACUGCAAUGGAGAAGUUUGUAAUCGUUGGUGCAGGGAUGACAGGAGCUUCAUCUGCUGCUUUGUUGAGGAAAAUCUUACCCGUUGGGACUGUUGUUAAGAUUCUGGACAAAUCAAGAGGGACUGGUGGACGGAUGUCAACAAGUCGCAGCUCAACUGGGAAUAGUGCAACUGUUGAUCUGGGAGCCCAGUACAUUUCCAUCAACUCCCACUAUGCCAAGGUCCACCAAAGUAUACAUGAGGAGCUGAUAUCCCAAGGCUUACUGAAGGCAUCUAGUGGUGUGAUUGAGGAUGAUAAGUUUGGUGGGGAUGAUAUCCAACAGUACAUCACCCCAGCUGGAGUUAGCUCUCUGGUCAAGUACUUUGUCAAGCAGGCAGGCGGUGAGGUAGCAUUUGAAGAACAUGUUACGAAAGUUGAUGUGGUGGGAACAAAGGUGAAAUUAACAACCUUGAAAGGAGAAGAGGAGUUAUGUGAUGGGGUCAUACUGACCAUGCCCGUACCACAGAUACUACAGCUGGAGGGCUCCAUACGACAUCUCAUUGAUUCACAGCCAAAAGUGAAAGAAAAUCUGGAGAAAGUAUCUUACUCAAUGAGGUUUGCUGUAGGGCUAUUUUACGAUGCAGGUGUUACAUUGUCCUACCCGUGGGCAGCAAAGUACUUCAAAGACAACCCUUGUGUGUGUUACGUUGCCAUCGACGACAAAAAGAGAGGAAUAGAGAACAGCAGUGUUGGCUCGUCAGCUGUCGUCCAUACAUCUGUGCACUUCGGAAUGAAGCACCUGGAGGAGGACAAGGAGGAAGUGAAGAACAUCAUAAUGAAACAUGUGAGGGAGCUGCUCCCUGAUCUUCCAGAACCGUCUGAGGUUAAAGGUCACAAGUGGAGAUAUUCUCAGGUACACAAGAGUUAUGCUGAUGAGCCAGGCUGUGUUGUCUUGUCCCACUCUCCUCCUAUCAUACUCGCUGGUGAUGCUUUCUCUCAUUCUAACCUUGAUGGAUGUCUAACCUCCGCUCUAUCAGCACGAGAUGCAUUCGUGAAAAGUACAGGUGUAAAACUUCCUUCAAAUCACUUAUAAACAAUGUCAUGUCCAUACCUAUUAUUUGUGAAGUGUACAAAUCUCGCUACAAUAAGCAAUGCCAUCUUUACCAUUGGAAUCAGGUUGUCUGUCCGUCCAUCCGUCUGUCUGUAGACACAUUUUGUCCGGACAACUCCUAAACCGAAGGGCCGAUUUCAAUGAAACUUCACAUAAAUAUAGAGGACCAUGUGUAGAUGUGCAUACCACUUUCUUUUUCUCAAAAUUAUAGUUGCUAUGACAACUGGUUCUCUCCAUAACAUAUUACAUUGAUUUCAAAUAAUUAGUAUCAAAAUACUAGUAGUAAAAAGUAUUUGAUACCAAAAGAAAAUAAAAAAAUAACCUCUGCAUUAGCCAUCUGAAUAGGAAAUUGAUUAUGUCUAUCUAUAACUGAGUGACCAACACCAGAACAAUUAUCUUAAAUAUUAGUACUCAAAAUAGCUUUCUUUGAAUGAUUAUUUUUGUUGUGAUUAUUCAGAACUGGACUUAAUAAAUUUCUGAUGUUUCGCUCAUAGAAUAUGAUAUCACCACUAUGUGAUGCAGAAGUCUUCUGAAGAUAAAUCUUUCCUUUAAUAAUGAAUCGCACUAAGCAUGUACAGAAAAAAAGUGUUUGAUAAAGAUAAAUUACAUGUACUGGGCCUACAGCGUGCCAAAUUCAUAAUACAUUCUAAUUUCAUCUGUUGGCACAAUGACCUUUAAAUAGCAUUAACACAAUUUGUUAAAGCAUU